This is a messenger RNA of Malassezia restricta, 1113 nucleotides long. Its product is annotated as dihydroorotase. Gene Ontology annotation, cellular component: cytoplasm. NCBI's taxonomy places the organism in Eukaryota, Fungi, Basidiomycota, Malasseziomycetes, Malasseziales, Malasseziaceae. Bases 1 to 1113 code for a protein of 370 amino acids. The transcript has a single exon. Gene Ontology annotation, molecular function: dihydroorotase activity. The record is from RefSeq and is a predicted model, not a curated record. Gene Ontology annotation, biological process: 'de novo' pyrimidine nucleobase biosynthetic process; pyrimidine nucleotide biosynthetic process.
AUGGUGGAAACGCUCGAGAUCCCAUCGCCCGCCGACUUUCAUGUGCAUCUUCGGCAGGGGCCUAUGAGUGAGCUGGUGACGCCUCAUGUGGCCUUGGGCGGCAUCGACCUGGCCUAUGUCAUGCCGAACUUGACGCCGCCGCUGACAUCCGCGCAGCAGACGGUGGACUACAUGGCGCAGCUGCGAGCUAUCGCCCCACAUACCCGCUUCCUUGGAACCAUGUACCUAUCGCCAAGUAUCACGCCAGAUGAGAUUCGCCGUGCAUCUGCGGCUGGUAUACGUGGCGUGAAGAGCUACCCACGCGGUGUGACGACGAACAGCGACGGUGGCAUUGAGGACUAUGAAGUGUACUUCCCUGUCUUUGAGGCGAUGCAAGAGUGCGGCAUGGUGCUCAACCUGCACGGUGAAAUUCCCAGCGAUACUGACAAGGGUGUGUGUGUCCUGAACGCCGAGCCGCUGUUUCUGGCGCACCUCGAAAAGAUCCACACGCACUUUCCGCAGCUGCGCAUUGUGCUCGAGCACGCCACGACGCGUGCCGCUGUCGAAUGCGUGAAACGCUGUGGCGAUACGGUGGCGUGCACGAUCACCGCACACCAUCUGCAGCUGACGGUCGACGACUGGGCCGGCAAGCCGCUGCACUUUUGCAAGCCCGUGGCCAAGAUGCCAGAUGACCGUGCGGCCCUGCGCGAAGUCAUUCGCGAAGGGCAUCCGCGCUUCUUUCUCGGCUCCGACUCCGCUCCGCAUCCCCUCGCGGCCAAGUACCCAUCGCCAGCGAGUCGAAAUGACUCAACGGACGAGCUCAUGCUGAACUGCGGGUGUGCAGCGGGUGUCUAUACAUCGCCCAUUCUUCUUCCGCUCUGCGCGACACUGCUUGAAUCGUUUGGCGCGCUGGAUCAGCUCGCUGCGUUUGUGAGUGAACAUGGCCGCCGCUUUUACAACGAACCGGCCGAGCCAGGUCGAGUCGUACGGCUGCGCCGAGCUACGCCGCAGGACGCGCCUGUGCCAGCCGCCUACGUCCACUCAUCCAGCACAGACAAGCGCGAUGGCGACCCGUCCAAGCUGCAAGUGUCGCCGUUCUUCGCGGGCCAACACCUCGGCUGGGUCCUUGCAUAG